GGCGUGGGCUAGGCUCUGCUACCGGUCGUGACUUGAGCAGCAGAAGUUUGACAGGAGGUGCGGCUGCGUCAACUCUGGCUCCUCCCACACUCUCCGGAGCCUUAAGCCCCGCCUCGCCACCGCGGCCCGGUAGCCCAGGCCUGCCCGGGGUAGUUUAACAUGGGUUCUUCCAGCUCCAGAGCUUUGGCUCGCCUCGGCCUCCCCGGGCAGCCGCGGUCCACCUGGCUCGGCGUCGCCGCGCUGGGACUGGCCGCGGUGGCGCUGGGGGCCGUGGCCUGGCGUCACGCGCGUCCCCGGCGGCGCCGGCAGCUGCAGCAGGUGGGCACCGUGUCGAAGGUCUGGAUCUACCCGAUCAAGUCCUGCAAGGGGGUGUCGGUGUGCGAGACCGAGUGCACUGCCAUGGGGCUGCGCUGCGGCAAAGUGCGCGACAGGUUCUGGAUGCUGGUUAAGGAAGAUGGACACAUGGUCACUGCCCGCCAGGAGCCUCGCCUGGUGCUGGUCUCCAUCACCUUGGAGAACAAUUAUCUGACGCUCGAAGCUCCAGGCAUGGAUCAGAUAGUUCUGCCUAUCAAGCUGCCUUCUUCGAAUAAGAUCCAGGACUGCAGGCUAUUUGGUCUCGACAUUAAAGGCAGAGAUUGUGGCGAUGAGGUAGCUCAGUGGUUCACUAGCUACCUGAAGACGCAACCCUACAGGCUGGUUCAGUUUGAUACCAACAUGAAAGGAAGGACAACAAAGAAACUUUACCCAUCUGAGAGUUACCUCCAGAACUAUGAGGUAGCCUACCCAGACUGCAGCCCUAUCCACCUGAUUUCUGAAGCCUCCUUAGUCGAUCUCAACACCAGGCUGAAGAAGAAAGUGAAGAUGGAAUAUUUCAGGCCAAACAUCGUGGUGUCAGGCUGUGAGGCUUUCGAGGAGGAUACUUGGGAUGAACUCCUGAUUGGUGAUGUAGAGAUGAAAAGGGUGUUGAGCUGCCCCAGGUGUGUUUUGACUACAGUGGACCCAGACACUGGCAUCAUAGACAGGAAGGAGCCGCUGGAGACCCUGAAGAGCUAUCGCCUGUGUGAUCCUUCUGUGAAGAGUUUAUACCAGUCAUCUCCACUUUUUGGGAUGUAUUUCUCAGUGGAAAAAAUUGGAAGCCUGAGAGUGGGUGACCCUGUAUAUCGGAUGGUGGAUUAAUGGACCCCGUGGGCUGACGCGCUUCCGGGUCCUGGGAGAUACAUCUGCGAGUCUUCAUGCCCAUCUUCCUGGAAAUGGAUCUCUGUUUUUCCUUUGGAGCUGCACACGCCCUGAGUUAAUUCAAGAAAAGUACCCGAGGUGGCUUGGGAAUGUGAGGGUGUAUAAAUUUUAGAUAAUGAGGUUUAAAAAAAAAUAAAUGGAAUUGUGUCUACAGUUAUCCUGAAUGUUACUCCCACUAUUACAACUCUCUAAUUCCUGCCUUUAACAUUGCCAAGUAAAGGAAGUUAAAAGAAACAGCUCAAAUGCUGCUUUUUUAAAAAAAAUGUUUAUACUUUUUCUAGGUAUAUUGUUUGAGAAAAGUGGGAAGAGGAAUUCUCAUGUCUUGAAUAUCUAGGAAUUUUCAUUUAUGGCUGUGUUUACCUUGAAGUUAUAAAAUUAUGCUUAUAUACAGAAAUGACUUCAUAGGUCAUGGGGUUAUUUUGUUCAUAGAUUGUGUCUUUAUGUUUCAUUCUGAUUCUAUUGAGAUGGGUAGAAUUUAUCUGUAAUUGUGAACUCUUCCAAUUCUACAAGAGAGUGGAAUUUAUAGGAAUGGAACCUUCAGAAGAAGGAACAAGGAGAAACCAUGAACUCAUUUUUAAAGGCUCAUCUCUCUUCUUCAUACCAAGCUUGUGUAACAGUAAAAACACCUACUAAGGUAAAACAUGGAGUUAGCUCACUUACA
Molecule: messenger RNA, 1897 nt
Organism: Arvicanthis niloticus (Nile rat)
Lineage: Eukaryota; Metazoa; Chordata; Mammalia; Rodentia; Muridae
Gene: Mtarc2
Product: mitochondrial amidoxime reducing component 2
Biological process (GO): nitrate metabolic process
Cellular component (GO): mitochondrial inner membrane
Molecular function (GO): molybdopterin cofactor binding; nitrate reductase activity; molybdenum ion binding
Source: RefSeq, a predicted model, not a curated record